Messenger RNA from Cladocopium goreaui, 1849 nucleotides. The record is from the annotation of a GenBank genome assembly. NCBI's taxonomy places the organism in Eukaryota, Dinophyceae, Suessiales, Symbiodiniaceae.
GUGAAACUACCUCCAUCUACGAGUGUUUCCAAGCGUACAAGAGGAUGCUUGUGGCACACAGCCAUGCAGCCUUCGCAACGGCGUCCUCGUCCUCGCAGGAUGGAGAUCCCUCCAUGGCGACGCUGGGGGUCUUCCGCUCGGCGGAUGUGCGAUUGCUCACCGACUUUGUCACAGGAGCUUUGUUCCAGCAAUUCCUCCUGUACCAAUGUGUCCUGAUUUGUCCACAGGACUCGGUAACAUCUUACACAGAGGUGGAGCUUCUUCAGCCAUUACCCCCACCAGACCUCAAGAAAGCUGUGUCUAAAAAGAAGGCAGCCCAGGCAAAAGCAGGGCAUGCCAAAAAAGCCUAUGCAGCAAGGUCCAAAGGGACGACCUACACGGAGGUCUCACCGGAGGACGCAGAGGCGGAAACCGAAGGUGUUUCCUUGGAUCAAACCUUCUCGCAGUUCCCUAAGGACUUGACCAUCGAUGAACAUCAUGAAGAGAGUACCAAAGCGGCUGAGGUUAAGAGUCAAUUUCAGUGGUCAAUUCUCAGCAUUGAACGCACCUGCCACAGCAGCCUGUCCAGCCUGCCGCGCAAUGCAGGACUUAGCCCAGCCGUCCUGAAAUUGGACUGGAGGGCCAGGCACGCGCCAAAGCUGGAAUACACUUGUGCUGCAGCACCCAUCAAAGCCUGCUGCACAGCACUUUGCAAAGAGAAGACAGCAAGGCACCCCUUGGAUUCUGGGCCUUUCAACCUUGAUCGCGGCUGGUCGGCCUUUGCGUCCUGUGGCAGCGAGCCUGAGACGGAAAAACCAGAAGUUUUGUUGUGGGAGAAUCAUUUGACAGAGGAUGCCUCGCUUCUGAAAGUUCUUAUGAUUUCAACACUCUUUGACUCUGACAAGGAGCACUAUGGUCAGUCGCGGAACUAUUUUGAAGCAUUAAUUCAGCAGGGAGCUGUACGGGUGAAUGGCCAGCAACGGAAAAAGUCCUUCAAGAAGUUUCGCAGUGGCGACGUCAUUGAUGUUCGCUUCCUGGUGGAUAUUCGAACGCUGCCUUUGGAGCCAGAUAUCCUUUAUGAAGAUGAUGAACUUCUAGUGAUCAACAAAGCUGCAGGUUUGGUGGUUCACCCUGCGCCCGGCAAUUGGAACGGGACCUUGGUGAAUGGUGUGCUGCAUCACCUGGGUUUUGCCUCUUCCGAGCUCAGCACCUUACCCAACGCGGCGGAGCUGCGUCCGGGCAUCGUGCAUCGCUUGGAUGUGGGCACCACCGGGGUCAUUGCGGUGGCCAAAACGGUUUCCAGCUACUCGGUCCUAAGCCAGGCAUUUGCCCAACGAGAAGUGCAAAAGACCUACCUGGCGGUGGUGCUGGGAGGGCGCAAAUCCUUUUUCGGACAUCCCAAAGGCAGUGGACAUCGCGUGGAGAAGGCCAUUGGCCGUUCCACCACGGAUCGCCGCUUGAUGACCACGCUGGACGGCGGGCGCCCUGCGCUGAGCUUCGUCCGCGGCAUCGCCCGGGAGAAGGAGCUGCUGCUGGUGGAAGUGAAGCCACGAACUGGCAGGACACAUCAAAUUCGCGUUCACCUGGCUGAUGAGCAUUCGCCAAUCCUGGGAGAUACUGCAUAUGGUUGGCACCAUAUGAAUCGGCGCUAUGCUCAAUUGGCACAGCGACCCAUGUGACUUGAAAUUUGCCACUGUGUAGGUGCUGGAAUCCGCAGGGAGGAGCUCCACGCCUUCGAGCUCUCCCUGCAGCAUCCCAGCACUGCGGAGCGCCUCACCUUUCGGGCCCCGCUGCCGGAGGACAUGCGGCAGCUGAUCCGACGCAUGCAGCCGGAAGUGGGUGAAUCUUUGGAUGAGUUCUUGUCGUAAAA